Messenger RNA from Hemibagrus wyckioides, 4004 nucleotides. It is a transcript of the gene lmf2a, whose product is annotated as lipase maturation factor 2a. Gene Ontology annotation, biological process: protein maturation. Lineage: Eukaryota; Metazoa; Chordata; Actinopteri; Siluriformes; Bagridae. The transcript has 15 exons. Gene Ontology annotation, cellular component: endoplasmic reticulum membrane. The coding region runs from base 135 to 2312 and encodes 725 amino acids. The record is from RefSeq and is a predicted model, not a curated record.
UUAGGUUGGGAAUUUGCUUCGACGUGUCUGUGGAGCAGCAGGUCAGUGUGUGUCUGCUGUCCUCUCCGCGGUCCGCUCCCGGGUUUCCUCCGCUCCUGACCACUCUGUGGGAGAGACCGCAGUGUCCAGAGGAAAUGGCAGAGACGCGUUUAGCAGCUCAGAUGUUCCUGUGGAGUCUUUCCGCCAUCUACAUGUUCGCCUUCGCUUCGAUUUAUCUGCAGAUUCCGGGUCUGUAUGGUAAUGAGGGUAUCCUCCCGGCGAGGUGGAUGAUGCGGUUGGUGGGGAAGAGCGUGUGGGAGCGGCUGAGGGACACACCCACUCUGCUGUGGUUCGGCCCGCAGCUCGGCCUGGACACGCAGCACUGCAUGGAGCUGCUGAGUCUGAGCGGAACUCUUCUUAGCCUGGCGGCCAUGACGGUCCCUACCCUCCGAGACUGCAGGCUUUAUCUCAUCCUGUGGGUUCUCUACCUGUCUCUGUACCAGGUCGGCCAAGUCUUCUUAUACUUCCAGUGGGAUAAUCUCUUGUUAGAGGUGGGCUUCCUGGCCAUUCUUGUUGCCCCUCUGAAGAUGCCGUGGGGUUACAGAGUGAGUUUCCAUGAUGGUGUGACCUUCUGGCUCCUCCGCUGGCUGCUCUUCCGCCUAAUGUUCGCUUCUGGAGUGGUCAAGCUGACCAGUCGCUGUCCCACCUGGUGGGGUCUCACAGCACUGACGUAUCACUAUGAGACACAGUGUAUCCCGAUGCCCUUGGCCUGGUUUGCCCACCAGCUGCCCGUGUGGUUUCAGAAGGUCAGCGUGGUGGCCACCUUCGUCAUCGAGAUCGUGCUCCCGUUUCUGUUCUUCAGUCCGAUCCGCCGACACCGCCUCUUUUCCUUCUACAUGCAGGUCUUACUGCAGGUGCUGAUCAUCCUCUCUGGGAAUUAUAACUUCUUUAACAUGCUGACCAUCGUGCUGUGUUUCUCUCUGCUGGACGAUGAACAUGUCAGCUUCUGGCUCUGCAGACGCAGGCAGCAGAUGGAGAGGAGUACGAGAUUCACCUGCUUUUACAUUCUCUUUAUUCCAGACUCCCUGCAGGCCGUGUUGUCGUGGGUGUGUGUCGUGGUCGAAGUGGGUGUUUACGUUCUGCUCGGCUACUGGACCGUCCUCUAUUUCGACCUGAAAGUAGACUGGGACAAGAAAAGUGUCUCCUCUAAAACAGCUUUCACACAUUAUGAUUUUAACAGCUUCCUGAAGGCCGUAACAGUGCCCAGUAUAUGGAUCGGGGUUCUGUCUCUCACCUGGGAGAUCAUUACUGCCAUGUUCAGGAGUGCGUGUGUGAGGGGUGUGUUUCGUCGUCUCUGGAGCACGAUGCAGUGGGGCAUCUUCUCUGCAGCAGCAGCCUCAAUGUUCGCCAUCAGCCUGGUUCCAUACACCUACAUCGAGUACGAGGCUCACUCUAACCUGUGGCCCGGUGUGCGCAGGGCGUUCGAUCUGACUGAUCGUUAUCAGCUGGUGAACUCGUACGGUCUGUUCCGGAGGAUGACCGGGGUCGGAGGUCGCCCUGAGGUCAUCAUGGAGGGCAGUGUAGAUGGGAGCAGGUGGACGGAGAUUGACUUCAUGUAUAAACCAGGGAACGUGAGCACAGCGCCCCCGGUGGUGGUUCCUCAUCAGCCCCGACUGGACUGGCAGAUGUGGUUCGCGGCUCUCGGCCCUCACACUCAGAGCCCGUGGUUCAGCAGCCUCGUGCGCUGCCUCCUACAGGGGAAGAGGGAUGUGAUAAAGCUGAUUCAGACAGAUGAGACUCGUUACCCAUUCAUUAAACAGCCUCCAGUCUACAUCCGCGCUCACCGCUACAAGUACUGGUUUACUGAGCCCAAAGAGGACGGGUCAUUACCUCAGAGGUGGUGGAGGAGGAUCUAUGUAGAGGAGUUUUAUCCUCCUGUGCGUCUUGGUGAUGCGGUUUUGGAGGAUAUGCUGACUCAGCACGGCCUCAAUGUAAAGGAUAAGACUCCCACACGCCGUGCUCCCAGUUCGUGGCUCUUGCGGAUGUUGCAGUCUGUAGGUGAACACGCGAGGGACGUCCCGGCUCACGUCCUGCUGUGGACGCUCUUCAGCUCAGCGACCACCGUGUGUCUGAUCAACUGUCUGAUCUCAUACACUCGUCCUCCGACACACACACACUCCCAAGAGAAGCAGCAGGAGGAGAAGGAGAAGCAUGUGAAGAAGGAAAUGGAAGAGCUAUACACCCCACUCCUGACCUCCCAGUGUUUGCCAGUUUCCAGUGUGACCACUGCCCUACCCCUGGUCAGAGUCUCAUCGCUUGAUGGUGCCCACUGAUGCUGUGGAUGGAUCUGUGUGGACCAGGAGACAGCCAUGGACAGAGACACUUGGGGACUUUCACACCAUCACAGAUCUGCCAUUUCAUCUGUCCACUUGUGACCGCAAAGUAUUAGUGUCUAUAAUGACCUCAGAAACUACAAUGACCUAAUAGUUCCUCAUGGGUCAUUGAAAGGACAUUAAUCAGCUACAGUUACAUUAUUUUCUGUUUAGUGUCACCCAAAUGAGGAUGGGUUCCCUUCUGAGACUGGUUCCUCUCAAGGUUUCUUCCUUUCCAUCCCAGGGAGUUUUUCCUUGCCACCGCCGCCACAGGCUUCUCAUUAGGGAUAAAAUUGUCUAAUUAUAGAAUUUAAUAAUUUAUUCUUAUUUCUAGUUAAUUAGUUAUUUUUCAUUUUCCCCUCCCCUUUCUCUGUUUUCUUCUUUUGUAAAGCUGCUUUGAGACAAUGUUCAUUUUAAAAGGCACUAAACAAAAUAAAUUGAAUUGACUUGAAUGAUGGAGUAGCUUCUGAACCUGCAGUCUGAGGCCCAGUCCACAUGAACACGGGGGUUUAUAAAAACAGAGUUUUUCCUACUUUUAAAAAAAACCCUCUCGUCCACAUAAAAACGCAAAACCGCGGUCUGAAGCGCUGUCAUGAGCAUGCACAACCAACAGGUGGCGAUAUAAUCUCCACCGUAAAGCCAUGUUGGCCAUGAUGUUGUCACAAGCACUGUUGCCAGAUUGGGCGGGUUUCCUCCCAGUUGGGCUUCUUUUGGUCACGUCUCACCGGGAGAAAGUGCAUUGGGUUGAUAAAAUCUGGGCUGGUUUUUAUUUUUGACUAUAAACAUGAUAUUUUAUUAAUUUUCUAUUCAGACAAAUAAAUAAAGUAGAAUAUGUAAUGUUGGUGUUUUAAUUAUAUGGUUCAGUUUAGCCAAUAAGGUUCAGGAGAGUCCUGUCCAGUCAGACUUCAGUCUUGAUUAGCGGGUUGUUGUAAUCGUUCUACUCGUUAAGCCGAUAUCACAAAGUUAUCAUUAACAGUUAUAACCGUUUGUUAUUGUAUUAGUUAUAACAGUGUGCAUUUUGGGCAGGUAUUUUUUUUAAAUGGGAGGGUUUUAAGCUGUAGUUUGCCUGGAAAUCUUCAAUCCAAUCUGUUCACAAGCCAAAACUCUGCGGUUUCUCGGUCUACACGAUAACACUGAACCGGAGAUUUUAAAAAAAACUUCAUCCUGGCAGGAGUUUUCAAAAAUGUUGGGUUUCAGUGACCGGAUGUUGCGUUUGCGUGUGGACGAACGGACAAACCGCAUAAAAAAGCUGCGGUUUUAAAAACACCCGCGUUCGUGUGGACAGAGCCUCAGAUUGCUGAGCUGACAAAAGACAUGGUGGUUGUCAUGGCAACUGUAAUUGUGCUAUUGUAAUUUAUUUCACAAGUCCGGGCUGAUGUUAAAUAAAUCUGUGAGAAAAUUAGGAUGUAAAUAAAGACUCUGAGGCUGAAAUCAGACUGCGAUGACUGAUGUGCGCUAGUUAGCAGUUAGCCAACCAGUAGCACUUGGGGGUGGGGUUUUCUCAUUUGCAUAUUCAUAGAUCGUGACAUUUUUAAAUAUGGUAAAAGAUACCGAGCCGCUCUUAGAUCAUUUUUAGUAAAACACAGAUUAAAGAACCGAUUCAAUUAAAGAUUAUUUUAACAGAUGAAGCUGAUAUUCAGAGAACUUUAAUGA